This is a messenger RNA of Marasmius oreades (fairy-ring Marasmius), 2730 nucleotides long. RefSeq lists its product as uncharacterized. NCBI's taxonomy places the organism in Eukaryota, Fungi, Basidiomycota, Agaricomycetes, Agaricales, Marasmiaceae. The coding region runs from base 1 to 2730 and encodes 909 amino acids. The record is from RefSeq and is a predicted model, not a curated record. The transcript has 8 exons.
AUGACGGCCACUCCCACUCCUUCAACUACAGACACCUCGGAAAGCCCACCAGCUCAACUGACACCUGGCGAAUGUGCACCGCUUCUACAACAACUAUGUCCGGCGUGCUAUGGUGGCCGAGAAUUUGGUCGAUCAUUUGACGAAGGUGGAGACAUUCAUAUUGCCUUAGAUGGGAACCUCCACCAUCGACACCUGAGGUCCGUGGGUGAGGGCAUACCGUUCCAUAAAUCGCAACGUUUUCUGUCGAAGGACUUUGUGAACGCAGUUGGGGAUCGAGUUGAGCAGGCACGUGGUAAACCUGCCAAAACUCGGACACCGAAAGUUCCAGAUGAAGCUAUUGAUGCAUGCACGGAGUCGUACCGGGCUGCACGGGGUGAUGGCGAAAAGAAAAACUCAGAGAUGUAUGACGAGAACGGAUUGAUGGCGUUGGUAUGCAGGCACGAUAUCCCCAUCUUCGUUGCGUCGAUUGAUACUCCAGGCGAGCAGCAAAAGUACUCUCUCGCGUUACUAGAGGCUCUUUUCUCUAUGAUACCACAGGAGGCGACUGUUGCCAGUUUGUACGAUAUUGGAUGUGUUCUAGAUCGUAGUCUAUCCUCGUACGAGUUGUUACCAGCGCAAUAUACAUCAAGACUCCAGCUAGCGACAAGUGUGAUGCAUGCAUAUGGCCAUCAAUGGUCAUGUCAAUUGCUAUACAAUCCUCGCCUACGAGAUGGACUCGGGUUGACAGAUGGAGAGGGUACUGAGAGGUUGUGGUCUCGACUACGAGGGUUGAUAGGUAUUGAGCGCCAUUCAUCAAGUGCCAGGCGGCUUUGGUUGCUUGACCGACAACUGGACUGUAUAGCCGACGAUCUUCAGACCUCCCUCGGCUCAUGGCAGCGUCAUCGACUCCAUACCAAUGUCCAGAAGAAGGAGACUGAAGUUUCUCAGACGUUCACAACUGACGGCAUUCCACUGAGUACCCUUAAGGAGCAGUGGAAGCUACAAUGCGAGGUGCAGAUGUCCGCGUGUGCUCAUGCACCGGCACAUCUGAAAAAGCACCUUACCAAGGUGCUCCAGCUUCAGAGCGAAAUUGAGGUCGUCGAAGCGAGUAUUGCAACUACAAAGUCUGCCAUCAAGACCUUGCCUUCCGCUGCCCAUGCCACCCUCUCUAUCGUUUCAACACUCGAGAAGACUCACAAUACACUCAAGGCUCAGGCAGAAGAACUCUAUCUAUUGUUAAAUCUUCCAGAAGAAUUUCGUGAUUUGAAGGAGGUUCUGUUAGAGUUCAUGCAAACUCUAAUUCUCGCUCGUGAUCUCAAGGUUCAUAUCUGGAAAAACGCAGUCGGCUCUUUCUUUGAAUGGGAGAGAUUGGAUACGGCCAUUGGGGGACGUGAUGCAGCAAUUGGUACCAAGCUGCACCAGGUAACCUGCAACUCCAUUUCUAAGCGCAAGCCUGCUCUCCUGAAUGGCAUCCACAAAUUUAAUGGUUAUUGUGCAACUCUAAAGAAUCUACACAAGAGCCAUUACUCCAUUCCAAUCCCCAAAGAACUUCCGACAGACCUCAAUGCACUUCGCGAUCCCGAGACGUCGCAUUUGUGGGAGGACGUCUGGAUUGAACAGUCAGAUGUGCAAUCAGGUCCUCUUUGGCUUGCCGAUGAAAAGGUCCGACGCGGUAUCCGUGCGAUGCUACAUCGCAAAUGCUGCCAGGAGGAACGAGUCAGACUUCAGAGGGAGGGUGAUAACAUGUGCCGAUGGUUCAGAGAGGAGCUUCUCGCGAUUGAACUGGCAUUGAAGAUACCGGAAUAUGCUUGUUAUGCGAGGCUUUUAGAACUGCGCUGUGAUGACCAUCUUCACCUCGCAAAGCUCUGGGCAAGUCUGGUAUUACCGCAUUCUAGACUUGAUGGGCAGAUCAUGUUAGUGAAAAGGGCCUUGCAUUGGUCCCUCUGUCCUUCUCUUCCUCUCCAACCCCAGCCUUUCGACGCAUCCCCCGACGCAAACGAAUCAGCUGUUUCCAACCCUGCACCUGCAAACACGACCCAUGUCGAUAUCUCGGAGGAAGAUGAAGAGGCUACCCUUGUGGACGCUGAGAUUUUGACUGAGGGUCCAAGUGCUCACUCAGUCUACUUAGCCGACGUGAUGGGUGCUGACGAUGGGGAGUCAUCUGAUGAGGAGGAGGGCAAGUCUGCUGAUGGGGACCAGAAGGACAAGGACAGCGAUUUUAAGAUGGGUGAGAUUGUGAGGAAAACAGGGAAAACUGAUGGUGUGUGGGCGGGUGUCAACAGUAGUACGGUGGAGAUGUUGGAGAUGUCGGUAGAGUGGACAGUCCCAUCGCCCUGUACCUCUGACAAUGAUCUACUGCCCUUCUUUGCAGCGUAUCCUUACCAUACUCUAGGCCGCCCCAAUGCACCCCGCGCAGUCACCUCCAUUACGUCCACGAGAGCAUAUGAACUGACUGAUCUUGAACUCAGGAUGCUUGACAAACCCACACAACUGAAUGGCGACUGCAUCAAUGCGUGCGCUGCAGUCCUUCAGAACCUGUUCCUAUUUUCGACGUCCUUGCCAUCUCCCCCUUCAACGGCGCAAGACUGCACUAUCUUUACAACGUACCUACUCCCAAAGAUAGCCGAAAGCCCAACCUCCAACACAGCAUGGCGAUUCACACAAUCGACUGAGUACUGGAGAAGAAAUAUAUGGUUAAUACCAAUUCACAUGGCCGAGUUCGAGCAUUGGGAUUGGCCAUUGUUCAUGUGA